Molecule: messenger RNA, 5683 nt
Organism: Leucoraja erinaceus (little skate)
Lineage: Eukaryota; Metazoa; Chordata; Chondrichthyes; Rajiformes; Rajidae
Exons: 9
Coding region: 1691-2404 (237 amino acids)
Cellular component (GO): membrane
Source: RefSeq, a predicted model, not a curated record
UUUUGGAUUUUCCAUCAGGUGUAGUUUAUGUUUCAGAUGUUAUUUUGAGUAAAUAAUUUUUUUUGGGUAAAAAAGGUCUUUAUUGUGUAGUUAUUACAUAAUCACCGCGCCAUCGCUCUUCAUGCACGUCGCACGAAGCGCGCGAGGUCAUGGGAGAACCUUAUUUAUUGAAUUGGAUUUAGAAAUGCGAUUCAAAGAGCUUUUGCUAAGUUACCCUUAUAAUAUCUAUUUCCUCCGUUUUCUCUCAAGGGAAAGCAAGGGGGGGCAUCAGGAUUUUAGAGGUGAUUAGGUGGGGCAUGGCCAAAAAUAGGUUGGGAACCACUGGUCUACAGCAACAGUGGGUUUCCUGAUGUUUUCAAUGUUGGAAUCUGAUCUAUAUUGCUGUUAGCAAGGUUGUUCCUGGAUGUCCUGAGUCUCCCAACUAAUCAUUGGAGAUCUAGUGUGUGGUCCUCCUGUGAAAACUAAGAGCUAGUUAUGAUCAUACCCUGUCGUCUGCAUCCCUCCAAUUCAGCUGCAGCAAUGUAGAAACAUAGAAGCAUAGAAAAUAGGUGCAGGAGGAGGCCAUUCGGCCCUUCGAGCCAACACCGCCAUUCAUUGUGAUCAUGGCUGAUCGCCCCCAAUCAAUAACCCGUGCCUGCCUUCUCCCCAUAUCCCUUGAUUCCACGAGCUCCUAGAGCUCUAUCUAACUCUCUCUUAAAUCAAUCCAGUGAUUUGGCCUCCACUGCCCUUAGCGGAAGGGAAUUCCACAAACUCACAACUCUCUGGGUGAAAAAGUGUUUUCUCACAUCAGUCUUAAAUGGCCUCCCCUUUAUUCUAAGACUGUGGCCCCUGGUUCUGGACUCGCCCAACAUUGGGACCAUUUUUCCUGCAUCUAGCUUGUCCAGUCCUUUUAUAAUUUUAUAUGUUUCUAUAAGAUCCCCCUCAUCCUUCUAAACUCCAGUGAAUACAAGCCUAGUCUUUUCAAUCUUUCCUCAUAUGACAGUCCCGCCAUAUGUAGAUCUAUUUCCACCUCAUAUUACUUAAAAUAUGUUUUAAAUUUGCAUUUUGAAGGUUUGAAGUUGUCACAAGGACCACUGUUUCUCCCAUACUGAGGCAAUAUCUUUAUGUGUGAGUCAUUGGGCUAUAGUGCAGCAAAUCCAGAGUUGUUGUGUUAUAUGAGAGUCAGAAAUGCAAGACCUGACAGAUGUUGAGGCAUGCCCCAGGCGUUCCUUGAUCCCACUCGGCAAGUCACAAACUGGAAAAGAUAAACGGAGUGGUAAAACCUGUGCUUUGCUUAGCGUAACUGCAGUCAAGCUUCAGAGUUCAGCGUUUUGCUGUUGGUGGCAUGAGCAGUUCUGUGGUGUAACUGAUGUUGUGUCUCCUGGACAAUCAUUAAUAUUCAGCAAAUGCCAGAUGGACCACUUCUCUGGGGCAUUUGGAGACACCCCGAGCUUCCUCACCUAAUGGACUAGAAGUUAUUUGCAGGUUGCAGUUAUUUGCAGUCAGUCUCAAGAAGAUGAAGACAAGCUGGCUAAUUAAAUACACACUGUUCGCAUUCUGCUACAUCUUCUGGGAAAUACCAUCACAUUCUGGGAAAUUUGGGAUUCUAUUCAAGGAAAAACAUUUUUGAAGUUUGGAAGCACUGGGCAGAACAUUGGAAAGUACAGCCCUGCAAAUAACACAGGAUCUAUCUGAGGUAGCCAGUGGGCUGAUGAUAGCUGUGGGGAUCUAUGCCAAAACAGCAGUCGAGGGAGGUGCUGUGGAGUCACUAACUGCAGAUCCUGCACUGAUACUGAUGAUUGUUGGAUGCUUAAUAUUCUGCAUCACUUUUCUGGGCUGCGUUGGAGCAUUGCGUGAUAUUCAAAUUCUGCUGAAAAUAUUCCUGUGGACUCUCCUGUUCAUUCUGCUGCUUCAAGUAACAGGUGCUGUACUUGGCUUCGCAUUCGCUGAAAAGGUGGAAAUGAGGGCUGUGGCAUUACUGGAGAAAGGAAUGAUCAGAUACAGGGAUGAUCUUGACUUGCAAAAUCUUAUUGAUUACAUCCAGAAAAAGUUCAGAUGUUGCGGAGUAUUAAGUUACAAAGACUGGUCCAAAAAUGUGUACUUCAGCUGUGCAGAAACCAACCCCAGCCUCGAACGAUGUGCCGUGCCGUUUUCCUGCUGUGUGAUGACAACUGAAGAGAUGCUGAACACCAUGUGUGGGUAUGAGACUCAGCUGAUCGAUCCUUGGGAAAACCGGAAUCAGAUCUACACUACUGGAUGUCUGGACACUAUUGUCAAAUGGGGACAGCGGAAUCUGUAUCUGAUCGCUGGUUUAGGCCUUGGUCUGCUUUUCCUCGAGAUUCUGAUGAUCUCACUGACAGCUGCUUUGCUCAAACAAAUCCACUUCAUCAAGAAGCGAAUCACUCGUAGACCCACCACACAUUAGCGCUCAACUCUCAAAGACCAUUCAUCUCUUCUUGUUAGGGCAUUGUCAGCAUCUGAGGAGAAGGAGCACGUCUUCUUACGAUCGCACUGAACCCUCGGCACCCCUUGCAAAUAUGGGCCUUGAAACCAGAGAGGAUCUAACAGGACUGCACGGAAUCACCACUCUGUUUUUUUUGUAAUGGGAUUGAUUUACAGAAAAAAUAUAUUACGCUUGCUAAGAGCUAUUUUGGAAUAUAGCUCCAGGGAAUCGUGUUCAAUUACUUUAUCAUUUGGUAAAGUUCUUAGCUGACUGGCCUGUACGGUUUGACUAUGUGACUGAGACAAAAUAGCUCAGCUUAGCCUACUGGAGAUAUCGUACACACCAACAACUCCCCAGGAGAGAGCCUAAGAUCAGGAACUGUGGGGAAUUUCAAUCAGCACACAGACCACCUGUAUCACUUGCCUUGCUGCUGGCUGUAAAUAGCGUAUCAAACCUGAGACCUCACCCACCUGGUCUACUUCUUCCCAGCUUCCUGGGCUGAGUGAAACAUCAUCUAUUCCUUAUCCCCAGAGAUGCUGGCUGACCCCCUGAGUUACUCCAGCAUUUUGUGUUUGUCUUUUUGACUAAGCCAUCUACCUGUGACGCCACUUUCAAGGAACUAUUUACCUGCAUUCCCAGAUCCCUCUGCUCUACAACACAGAUUAGACUGCCCAAAAUGCAACACCUUGCACUAAUCUGCAUUAAACUCCAUUAAUCUUUCCUACACCCACUUGCUCAGCUGAUCAAGAUCUUACUGUACUGUUUGAUAACUGUCUUCGCUAUCUACAAUACCUACAUUAGUGUAAUCUGCAAUCUUACUAAUCGUGCCUUCUUCAUUUGCAUCCAAUUGUUGAUAUAAACCACAAACAGUAAUGGGCCUAGCUUGGUUCCUUGGGGCACACCACUGGUUACAGGCCUUCAGUCCAAAAAACAACCUUCCACUAUCAUCCUCUGCUUCAUUCCAUGAAGUAAUUCUCUAUCCAGUCGGCUAGCUCUCCCUGGAUCUCAUGUGAUCUAAUCUUCCAGAGCAGCCCACCAUGUGAAAUCUUAUGCCUUACUAAAGUCCAUAUAGAGAAUGUCUACGGCUUUACCCUCAUCAACCUUUUUGGUUACUUCUUGAAAAAACUCAGAUUCAUAAGAUAUAAUUUCCCAAAUAUAAAACAAUGUUGACUAUCCUCAAUCAGCCCCUGUCUAUCCAAAUGCAUAUAUAUCUUAUCCCUCAGAAUACUUUCCAAUAGCUUGUCUACCACAGACGUUAGGCUCACUGAUCUAUAGUUGACAGGUUUUUUCCGUACAGCCCUUCUUAAAUAGGCAGAAAAUUAGCCAUCCUCCAGUCUUCCAGCACCUCACCCUUAUCUAAUGAUGAUUCAUAUAUCUCAGCCAGGCCACCUGCAUUAGGAGGAACUGUUGAGGAACCUUAUUGAGAUGCUGCACUCAACCAAGGUGUGGUGCUGGUGGAGGGAUUGAAGGUUUAGGGUGUAGGUCGGGCCACCAAUCAUGUGACUGAUGGCUCUCGGAGACAUCUAGCUUCUUUUAGCUCGAGACCUUGGUUGGAGGUAAACCUAUUUGAGCAAGGAGGCAGGUUUAUCGCAAUCCUAGCUUGUGCCUUGUGGAUGGUGUCAAGUGAGUCACUCACAGGGGUUACUCAGCCUCUGACUUACUCUUGUACCCACAGUCAUAUGUGGCCGAUGCAGCUGAGUUACAAGUCAUGUUGAGUUUAAAGUCAUAUGUAUAAGUAGGGUGUACUUUCUGUCCGAUGUUGCUCAUAGUGCCUUGGUGAUGAUAGUGGGUUUGAAUGCCAAGAGAGGUUUGACAAGCUUUCUCUUGGAGUUGGCCUUUGACUUGCCCUUAUAUCUAUAGCAUUUCUGCCCAUCACAGUGAUAUGGUAGCGGUGCAGUGGUCAAGUUACUUCAUGUAGUCGAGGACUUAGUGCCUGCAGAUGUGGACAGCUUCAUUUGUUGAUGAUUUGUAAAUGGGUUGGAACAUUGUGUAAUCAUCAGCGAACAUCCCCACUCAUUGAUGAAGCAACUGGAUAUGGUUGUAGCAAAGGCUCAGCCCUGAGGUACUCCAGCUAUUACAUCCUGGCACUGAAGUGAUUGGCUUUGAAUAACCACAACAGUCGUUGUUCUUCACCCGUUCUCGUGUAAGACCAAAUAUACUAGAGCCCCGCUGUAGUAUCUUUGAGUAAGACCAUGGUAUCUCGUUUAUAGAGAGGUGAGUUGGGCGAUCAGACCAGUCUGGGCUUGAAUGUUCCUUCCACACAAAAGGCAGAGGUGGGAUGGAGCUGCAGCAUCAGUGGUUCUUGAUUCACUUUUCCUAUUUGUCUCCUCUAAUCUACAGUGGCUUCCUCGUAUGAGUGAGCACCACUUUUUAUGCGGGCACGUCACAAACAGGACGAUCCAAUACUUGUUGUUCCCAGUGGCGUGUGCCAAUGUUGAAACUCUUCAGGGAUAUUCUAAGAGAGUCUUUGAAUCUCUAUCUGUCCAUCACACGAUGGUCUACCCGCAGUCAGCUCUCCGUGAAGUAGCUGCUUUGGUGUUCCGUCAUCAUUCAUUCUUCUGCCACGUCUUGCCCACCUGAGCAGUGAUUCAGCAAUGUGUAGAUGUUGGGAGGUUUGGCUGGGACAGAACCUGUAUCUGGAACUUUGUCUUGCCACUUGAUGUGAAGUAUUCUCCACAGACAUGUCACGUGGAAGUGGUUAAGCUGUCUGGCAUGUCUGCUGUAUACGUUCGUGUCUUGCAAGCAUGGACCAAGGCUCUCAGUAGUGGAUAAAUUCACUGGUGUAGAGGGAAUAGAGUUAGAAGUCAGAAGUCAUGAUAUCCAGUAGAUAGUGAGUUCAAUUGGUACAUGCAGAGCAACGUGUACAUAUAGACAAAUUUGUUAUUUUUACCUUUUCCCCCCCUAAAACUGCUGAUAAGACCUAAGCGAUUGUAACGGUAAGGUAUUUAUGUUAGUGUGGACUUGAUGUAUCAGGGAGGCAGCUCUGUUAUGAGUCUUUGUUACUUCUCCUUGGUCUGGGAUCCAGAAGGGUACCAGGACAUCGGAGUUCUCCAGACCUGCUAUCACAAGCCAGAAUCUCCAAAGGAUAGAUGGCCGUGGGACUUGAUGCUACCAGCCAUUGCUCAUAUCAGUGGAGACACAAUGGGCAGAAGGGCAUGAGAUUUGUUGCUUUAUUAUUUCUCUAUUUCCUGUAUUACAUAUUGGCUCCUUUAUUAAGUAUUGUCCUGUGUUUUACAAUAAUAAACAGUCAUUUGUAACUUU